Pichia membranifaciens NRRL Y-2026 is the source of this 327-nucleotide messenger RNA. RefSeq lists its product as hypothetical. Lineage: Eukaryota; Fungi; Ascomycota; Pichiomycetes; Pichiales; Pichiaceae. The record is from RefSeq and is a predicted model, not a curated record. The coding region runs from base 1 to 327 and encodes 108 amino acids. Gene Ontology annotation, cellular component: endoplasmic reticulum membrane. Gene Ontology annotation, biological process: vacuolar proton-transporting V-type ATPase complex assembly. The transcript has a single exon.
AUGUCUAGUUUCUUUGUGGAUCUCUGGGAGUCGGUGUUCACCCCCGGCACGAACCCUGCGCUCAUCCGUGCCACUCACAGCUCCUUCGUGAUGCUCGUGACCUCGCUCGUGUGGAUGGUCUACACCAGCCGCUCGAUCCACUUCUUCAAUCUCUUGGUGAUCGCCCUCUGUUUGUGGGCUUCGGUGACGUGGUUCCUCUCCGAGUUGGCGAAGGAAAAGCUCAAGAGCAACGAGCAGCUACUGAAGGAGGCCGGCGGCGACGCCGCCGCCGGCGGGGCCGAUCAGAAGGAGAAAGCGGCGGGUGAGGAAAAGAAAAAAGAGAAAUGA